Molecule: messenger RNA, 1047 nt
Organism: Leptinotarsa decemlineata (Colorado potato beetle)
Lineage: Eukaryota; Metazoa; Arthropoda; Insecta; Coleoptera; Chrysomelidae
Biological process (GO): regulation of DNA-templated transcription
Molecular function (GO): RNA polymerase II cis-regulatory region sequence-specific DNA binding; DNA-binding transcription factor activity, RNA polymerase II-specific
Source: RefSeq, a predicted model, not a curated record
UAUGUAAAAGUGACAAACGGUCAGUCCGUGUUGAUUUAAUUAGAAUAAGAAAUGGUUAGCUAUCAAUUUGAGUCUAAUCUAGUCCAAAGAACAGAUGAUAUGGUUUGUGAAAACCCUGGCCCUGACAUGAAAACUCAAACAGUAAAGGAAGAACUUAGGCAAGAUUGUAUUAAAUGUGAAGUGACUUAUGGUGAAAUAGCGGGCCUACAAGAAUAUAUUAUUUCCAAUGACGUAAAAAUUAAAGAAGAAGGUACUGAAUAUAAUUAUAUAAAAGAGGAACAUUGUUAUAGUCUAGGAUUUUGGUCCUCAAAUACAGAUUUUGCCGAAUUUGAAACGGGGAACAUAAAAACUGAGGAUGAUAUUUUAUAUGACAACGACGUGAAUCAGGAAAUUAAGGAAGAAUCAAUUGAUGAAGAAGUCAGUUUGUGCUCAGACAAUGAAAACAAUGUUGAGUAUUUUGAAUGUGAUUCGAUAGAAUUCAGAAAAGGUGAAAACUUGUUUACUGAUAACUCUGACCAGGAUCGCUCCAAAGAGUUUCAGAAUAACUUUGCACUCAUACAUUCAAAUUUUCAAAGGAAGAAUUAUUUACUUCCUGAUAACAGCGACACAGACAUUAAAGUAGAGGUGGUGAAAGAAGAGCUUCGAGAAGACUGCAACGAGAAUGUGAAAGCUACAUUAGUAUCGUCACAGGAUGAAGACUAUGGUGACAAUGUUGAACAGUGCUGCGAAGCUUCUAAGAAAGAUUUUGAGAGCGAUGAAAGAAUAUCUACAGAGGAAAAACUGAUUAAGUGUAAUGUAUGCUCCAGAUCUUUCACCCGACUUAGGUUCCUGAAAACUCAUGAGAAAACCCAUAAGAAACACAGGUCAAAUACUUCUACUAAAAAGAAAAAAUAUUUUACGAACAUAUCUUCUUUGGUUGUGCACUUCAGAAUUCACACAGGCGAAAAACCAUAUAAGUGCAACAUUCAUCACGCGAAAAACCUCAUUGAUGUAAAAUAUGUUCAGUCUUCUUCCAGUAAGCUGGAAGCAUUCACAGGGAAAAAAUAA